CCGGGGCAGCCAGGGGUCAACCGGAAGGUGCACCGUCUUUUUUCGCCCGUUGCUGUUUGGCGAUAGUUGGAUAUGUAAAAUGUACAUAUUGUCAUGUUUUAGACUUUAUAUUUAGUGUUUGGCAAGAUUAGGUCAACAUUGAAGGCCCUGAUGAUGCAUUGCUCUUACAUGUUCAGACCACAAAGCGGAAGGAGCUCCUUCUAAAUUUUAACAAGUCUUGUAACUUAGCUAAAGAGUGUUUCCUAGCUAACUAAAUUGAUAAUAUUUUUAUAAGCUGUUAAAAACCAUGGCAGCGGAUGAAACACCUUGCUCAGUGUUCAUGGACUGGGAACUUGAUGCUUCGACAUCUAAUGAACUAAAACAGGAGAAACAACUUUCUGCCUCACAAAGAAGGUACUACAGCUUCUGCAGGAGGAAGUCAUUUGCUACCUUUGUGGCGUCCAAGAGGGACGGCAGUCAGGAGGAAGGAAGCAUAUCGUGGUGCUGCUGUGGCCAGACCUUCAAGGAACACUCUGCCAUUCACAAACAUGUGGCCAGGACUCAUCAUACGGAAAUACAGCAGCUCACACAGGCCACAUAUGAGCAUUUGUUAAGCCAGCUGGAAGAAGAACCUGAAACACAGCAACCGAACGAGUGUGAGGUCGAGCCGGUGGACAUUUCUGCAUGGAUACCUGGAACUGGUCACAUCUCUGAGAAGCAACUUCAAAAGGGUCCAGGCAAGGUUCUCCUCUAUUAUCACUACUGCCAAGUGGAGGAUCCACAUGUCAUCUGUGCUUGGCAGAAAGCUUUGUGCGAGAAGCUCCACUUAACUGGCAAGGUGAGGGUGGCGACUGAAGGCAUCAAUGGAACAGUUGGUGGCACCAACAUGGCCACUGACAUUUACAUCGACGCAAUGCGUUCACACCCACUCUUCAAGAUGGAUAAGGAGGAUUUUAAGACAAGUGAUGGCGGCGCAGAGUGUUUUACAGACCUGAGGGUUGGGAUCUAUAAGGAAAUCGUCCCAAUGGGAGUGGAUCCUGAUGUUAUUUCCUACCAACUGGCUGGAGUUCAUUUGGAGCCGGAGGAGUUUCAUAAAGAAGUGGAGACUCUUUUGGCUAAAGGGGAUUUGUGUAAUGACACCAUCCUCCUAGACUGCCGCAAUUUUUAUGAGAGUAAAAUUGGGCAGUUUACUCGGUGUCUGGCCCCAAACAUCCGUAAGUUCAGCUACUUCCCGGACUACGUUGACCAGAACCUCGAACUGUUCAGAGACAAGAAGGUCUUGAUGUACUGCACAGGAGGGAUCCGCUGUGAGCGCGGCUCUGCCUACCUCCGCUCGAAAGAUGUGUGUAAAGAGGUUUACCAGCUGAAAGGUGGAAUCCACAAGUACAUGGAGCGUUUCCCAGAAGGUUUCUAUCGAGGGAAACUUUUUGUGUUUGAUGAGCGCUACGCCAUCUCCUCCAACAACGACGUCAUCUCAGACUGCAGGUACUGCCGCUGUCCCUGGGACCAGUACGAGCUCUGUUCCACCCAGUUCUGCUGUCAGCUGGUUCUGUCCUGUCCCGGCUGCAGACAGGACGGACACACUGCCUGCUGCCCCACCUGCCAAACCAAAGGACAGGCUCAGAGCGAGGCAUCCCCCACUGUUCCGCAUCACAAAGAGGAGUGCGAGUGCACUGGUGGACGUCCCAGAAUCCCUCAGGAUGUGUAGCGAUAGAGAAGUUAUGAUUGGACAUCAGUGCUUGCAACCACAUGAAAAAUGCUGCCUGUCCUGGGAUUAAAUCAGACUGUACAACUAGAAUUAGUGGAAGAUGCCUAGUAUAUUUUAAAGUCAUGAAUUUUUUUAUAUGAAUGUUGGAAAUUAAGUCAGAUUUACUGUAUCUAAGGGGUUUAAUUCUUCAUCCGUGAAUCUGAUAUUAGAAGAUAAAAAUCGUUCAUUCAUCUUUUAUUGAGGAAAAUGUACGAAUACAGCUGCAGAAUCCACAAGUUUUAUUACAUGAAUUUUGUGAAACUUGAAUGCCUCAUCAGUAAUGAAAGCUCAGUUCCAGGAGGUAUGAAAUUCUUAUUUUGUGUGUGUGUGUGUGUGCGUGCGCUUGUUUGUGUAAAACUGGGAUUUUAUCUUUUUUUAAAUCAGUGCUUUGACAAUAAUUUAUGUUAAUUACAUGUUUUUGUUUGUCCCAAAUGGUCAUGGUUUCACAGACUAUUUUAAAUUUAUGCUGCAUAAAAAAGGGUAGAUACACAUUUACAGCCAUGUAAAUCUUUGGCCAAAGCAGGUUACUUAGACUGCAGGUGUCACCUAAACUCUUUAAAACCACAAGCAGCAACACAUCUGUGUGCCUUACUUGGGAUGACAUAUUUUUUGAUAUAUAUGAGUAUAAACACGUAUCAGUAUGAAACCACACAAAUGCAUGCUACAAGUUAUGUCAGUUGUAGAGUUAAAUCUUAAUUUCAGCAGGUCUCCGCAUUAGGGAUUUUAAUCGCUGAGCCUUCAUGAAAUAAAGAUACAGUUGCAUCAUUUUA
This is a messenger RNA of Siniperca chuatsi (mandarin fish), 2496 nucleotides long. Its product is annotated as thiosulfate sulfurtransferase/rhodanese-like domain-containing protein 2. The transcript has 9 exons. NCBI's taxonomy places the organism in Eukaryota, Metazoa, Chordata, Actinopteri, Centrarchiformes, Sinipercidae. Bases 287 to 1687 code for a protein of 466 amino acids. The record is from RefSeq and is a predicted model, not a curated record.